AUGUCUGGUUUGGAUCCAGUGGAUCUGGACUUUCUUAUGAAGAAGGGGGCAUUUGUCUUGCCGCAGCGGGAUACCUUUUAUGAGGCAGGGUCCUACUCGCCCUUUCUCAUACAGACGGUCCUGACCAGUGCCACUCUCUACGUGCCAACCGAUCUCCUGACCUCGUGUGGGUACACAAACGUCACAGAGGCACAAACAGCAUUCUUCAACAAGGCAUUGCUAUUACACGACUUCCAGUGCGAGAAGAGUCAGCUAUGCCUGCUGCAAGGAUCCCUCAUCUUGGGUACAACUGCCUUCUUCUACCCCAUUGACCGAGAUGUUCAGUACUGGUUCUUCAAUGCCGUCCGGCUUGCCACGAAGCUAGAGCUCCAGAAGCUGUGA
Molecule: messenger RNA, 381 nt
Organism: Colletotrichum fioriniae
Lineage: Eukaryota; Fungi; Ascomycota; Sordariomycetes; Glomerellales; Glomerellaceae
Source: RefSeq, a predicted model, not a curated record